Molecule: messenger RNA, 1761 nt
Organism: Leptosia nina
Lineage: Eukaryota; Metazoa; Arthropoda; Insecta; Lepidoptera; Pieridae
Source: the annotation of a GenBank genome assembly
AUGUCGGGAAUGACGGGAGCGAGUAUGCUGCGCACGCGACGCAAGGAUGUCAACGUCAAACCGAACCGCAAAUUGGACCGCAAGUCUUCGCGGGGUAUGCUUUACGAAAACGAAGAGCUUCGUUUGCGAACUAUCAAUAUCAAUGCAGAAAUUGAAAGAGGUCAGUCAGAUAUAAAAAAGUUGAAAAGGGAGAAUGAGCAGCUGAAGCGGGAGAUAUCGGCUCUCCGCUACGAAUAUGACAGGCUCGACAGAAUGCUGCGCGAGCGCCGCUCGUCGCCUGAACACUCGGACGACAGCGCGUCAAUGUGCAGCGCGUGUCCCGAGUGCACGAGCGUGGACGGCUCUGCGCGUGCUGUCGCCUUUCAUGACCUCACCGUCGUGCCCGAAGAGGGGGAACAGGAGAAUAAGAGCGGCAGCGCUACCCCCUGCAUCUGUGAGGAAUGUCAGAGAGAGGCUAAACGCAAAUCAGACGAGAAAGAUAAAAAAUCUGAGGAAAAGACCAACCAAAAAGAUCCAGAUACACCUGUCACGAAACAACCGACGCAAUCCCAGAACAAUGCGCCCGCGCAGCCAAAUACGGAGGACAAUGAAAACGAGCGAACCGUUGAUGUUCUAGUACAUGACGCGCCAAAUAUGCCGAGCUUCUUUCAAGCCGUCGCGUCACAUCCCUGCCAUAUCGUCGCACCGCCGCCCCCCGGUUUCGUAACCACACCAUAUCAAGCGCCACGCUUCCCCACGGGUGGGAACGUCGAAGACUUGCUGGGAGAGGUACAACAUUCUCAGACCACGAUACAUACCACUUAUAUCCAACAGAAUUCAGUGUUCAUGUGCAAUACACAAAAGAUUCUCCAAAACCAUUGUUGUUGCCAGAAUCGUGAAGAGAGCAGCACCAAGCAAGAAGUCUGUCAAGAGCAACCUAAAUGCUAUGUGACCGAGAAGAAUAUUGAACUUACGUACGAUUACCCCAGAACCACACCCAUUCCAAGUAGCCCUAGUCCGAAGUCGAGCGACGAACUACAAACUACCACGACAGAAGUGGCGAGCACUGUCGUCUUUGUGGAGAGACGGAUUCCAGUUAAACCGAAAAAAUUCGACUUCUUCUUCCGUUCUCGUUCAGCGCCAGUGGGGGAGAACGAGGAACCAAUAUACGCGACAGUGAACAAAUUGCCAAAAAGACUACGAAGAAUGGAGUUAGCCAAUUUAGAAAAGGAAGUCGCAUACAAAACCGGCGACCCCGAGUCGUCCACUCGAACAGAAGUAACCCAGAAGACAGAUUCAGAGUCACAAGCACAACCGCCCGAUGACGAUACUAGUCGGUCAGAACGGGAGAAGUCCACCGUGUUACCGCGGCCGGAAUCUCCCAAAGCGAAAAAGCGGAAGCGCUUCUCGCUUACAUUUAAGAAAAGAGAAAGAAAGAGGCGCGAGAAAAAGAAAGAAGUGAAGAACGGAACAAAGAAUGGGGUAGUCCAAGUAGAGAGUGACAACGAGAGACUGAUCGAGGAGCAAGAGCAAAAGCACAAGCACUGCACGCGGCAUCGUCCGCGCACCACCAUGUCUUCUUCGAGUUCGUGCCCGCGGUACAAGCGGGACAGCUACCAGGAAAUGACAACUUCUCACUCGGAGCACGAAAGAACCAACAGUGUCUGUUCCUCCAUGAACUCGCUGGCUUCAGCCUGCACCCACAAGUCUAGGAAAUUGUCUGCCGUGCCCCAGACAGACUCGAUCCCCUGGUGCGGUUGCUGGGGGGCCGGAUGCGUCUGA